AUGGUUAUCCUAACUGCAAUUUCUUACUUUCCGGUGACAUUGUCUUUUGCCCUCAGAGUUUUCGCGUUAUGGCCGGAUAAACGCGCUCUGGCUGGAGUAGUGUUUACGCUGGGGCUGGCCCCUGUGAUCACCAAUGGAGAGGAUAUGGGUUGGGCUGCUACUUCUUACUCAAGCCCUCUGAAGUUGACAAUUACCACCUGGAUUACACCAUCAUUACGACUACUAAUUCAUGUCACUGCUCUACCAGGUGACUUCGUAGCUCAGGGAGCAAUGCUCACUCAGGAAAUUUUGGUCAUAGGCUUGACCUGGGCUAGGACCUAUCGACAAUGGAGAGAAGCUCAGCAUAUAGGGGUACCAGUCUUAUGGAAUCAAGCUCCCACUUCGCCUACUAACAUUGCUCACCAUAGGUACAACAUAUUUUGUCAUCAUGCUCGUUUUGAAUGUAACCCAGAUGGCGAUCUUCUCUGUGCGUUCUUUGUAGAUAAUGCGCACCCUGUUGACGCUGAAAUAUCUCCACAGCCUUCGAAAGGAGAAAUUAUUGGUGGCAUCAUGAAUACUAUGCCGCUUGUUCUUACCUCCCGGUUUAUACUCAAUCUCCGACAACUGAGCGAGCCUUCAGAGGAGCGUUCUUUUCGUCAGCCCUGGUCAUCCUCUAUAUUCAGAGUCAGCCCCGGUACCUUGGGAAACAUCUCUGAGCCUCUCGAUCUUGGUGAAUACAAUGCAUACGAGGAUAAUGAUGGCGAAGCUGCAUCAGAAGGGGUGGAGAAUGUGAACUGCAUCAAAGAGGAUGCCUAUGUUGAUAUUUUUCUAAGGUUGCGAAGACAGAUGAUACAAAUCAUCCGGUCCCAGCCGAAUCUGCUGCAUGAUGCCACAGAUUUAUUCAAAGUUGUUUCGAAUAUGUCCAUGGGCGGCCAAGAAAAUUUGGCUGAAUUGCGUCUCGCCGCUGGAUGGCAGCCGCAGACUUCGGCUUUAUUGUACUGCGUAAAAUUUCAUUGACCGUCCCUGUGGCAGUUCUUUCGCUGU
Phanerochaete carnosa HHB-10118-sp is the source of this 1023-nucleotide messenger RNA. RefSeq lists its product as uncharacterized. The coding region runs from base 1 to 996 and encodes 331 amino acids. The record is from RefSeq and is a predicted model, not a curated record. Lineage: Eukaryota; Fungi; Basidiomycota; Agaricomycetes; Polyporales; Phanerochaetaceae. The transcript has 8 exons.